Asparagus officinalis (garden asparagus) is the source of this 1941-nucleotide messenger RNA. RefSeq names its product pyridine nucleotide-disulfide oxidoreductase domain-containing protein 2. NCBI's taxonomy places the organism in Eukaryota, Viridiplantae, Streptophyta, Magnoliopsida, Asparagales, Asparagaceae. The record is from RefSeq and is a predicted model, not a curated record.
AUGGUUUUGCUUUCAUGUCCAUUCGGCGGGCCCCACAACGGCCUCACCGCGCCGCCUACUCGCCGCUCCGGCCUCUCCGUCGCCGUCAGAGAGCGCCGACGUCAUGGAGGCGCCGCCGUCACAGAAGAGAUCAUCCCUGGCUUUCGCUUCUCUCGCUGCAGUUACCUCCAGAGCCUCCUUCGUCCCUCAGUCAUCCGAGAGCUUGAACUGGGGAGGCAUGGGCUAAAGCUUCUUCGAAGGAAUCCGUCGUCGUUUACGCCGUGUCUUGAUGGCCGGUAUUUGCUUUUAGGGCCGGAUAAAGAGUUGAAUCACGCGGAGAUUUCAAAGUUUUGUAAAAAGGACGCGGAUGCUUAUCCAAGGUAUGAGGAACAGCUCGAGAAGUUUUGUAAAUUUAUGGAGUCUCUAUUAGACUCACACCCCCCAGAAAUUAGGCACGAUGGAGGAUCCUUAAUGGACCAGGUUAAAGAUAAGUUGCAUAAGUCAGCAUUCUGGAGUCAUUUUCUCCAACAUGCUUAUAAAUUGGGACAGAAGGACAUGGUGGAAUUUGUAGAUCUUUUAGUUUCACCAUCAUCGAAGGUCUUGAAUAACUGGUUUGAGUCAGAUGUUUUAAAAGCAACACUUGCUACUGAUGCAGUGAUUGGGAGUAUGACAAACGUUCACACUCCUGGCUCAGGAUAUGUUUUGCUACAUCAUGUAAUGGGGGAAACUGAUGGUGAGCGUGGAGUAUGGUCGUAUGUUGAAGGCGGAAUGGGCUCAGUGUCCUUGGCUAUAAGUAAUUCAGCUCGUGAAGCUGGAGCUCAUAUUUUCACCAAUGCGGAGGUUUCCCAAAUGCUAGUGGAUGAGAAAACUGGUGAAGUAAUCGGGGUACAACUGGUUGAUGGAACAAAGGUGCAUUCUUCAGUUGUUUUGUCAAACACAACUCCAUAUAAGACUUUUGUGGAGUUACUGCCUCCAGAUGUCCUUCCCGAAGAAUUUCUCUCUGCUGUUAAAAAUAUCGACUACAGUUCAGGGACAACAAAGAUUAACUUAGCUGUUGAUAGGUUGCCUCAGUUUCUAUGCAGCAAUAGUGAUCCUGAGGCUGGCCCUCAACAUGUGGGCACCAUACAUAUUGGUUCUGAAAGUAUGGAGGAGAUUGAUUUAGCAUACAAGGAUGCUUUGAAUGGUGUACCUUCAAAGAGACCACUUAUUGAAAUGACAAUUCCCUCUGUCUUGGACAAGACCAUUUCUCCACCAGGUCAACACGUUGUUAAUCUCUUUGUCCAGUACACACCGUACAAACUCUCAGAAGGCAGCUGGCAGGACCCUAGAAUCAGGGAAUCAUUUGCUCAGAGAUGUUUCUCCUUGAUCGAUGAAUAUGCACCAGGAUUUAGCUCAUCUGUUCUUGGCUAUGACAUGUUGACGCCACCUGACCUUGAGAGGGAAAUUGGCCUUACAGGGGGAAACAUUUUUCAUGGUGCAAUGAGCUUGGAUUCUCUAUUCUUAAUGCGGCCAGUUAAAGGAUGGUCAGGCUACAGGACACCUCUGAAAGGGUUGUAUCUAUGUGGGAGUGGCGCACACCCUGGAGGUGGUGUGAUGGGUGCACCUGGGCGUAAUGCUGCUUCUGUGGUUAUCCAAGACCUGAAAAGUUCAGCAACUACCUGAAAUGAAUCCCGGUUUAUUGUUUGGUUGCGCUAUGUUAUUCACCUAUCCCAGUAUCACAUGAUCAAAGCUCUGUGCCUUUGAACAGAGCAUCGCUACUUGAUGAGUUGUUAUUGAUUGCUUCUGCGGCCAAAGAUAAAUUAUGUACCAGAGGCAGAGGCCACUUCUGUAACCAAAGACGAGUACCUUAGCUUCGCAUUAGUUCUAGUUACUUUGUAUUGAGCCUUUGAUGGGCUUAACUUACAUUGUUUCUGAUAAUUUAUCUAUACUUAUAAAAGAUAAUACCCGUGUCAAAACUUUUAA